Molecule: messenger RNA, 1696 nt
Organism: Dicentrarchus labrax (European seabass)
Lineage: Eukaryota; Metazoa; Chordata; Actinopteri; Moronidae
Exons: 6
Coding region: 914-1696 (260 amino acids)
Source: RefSeq, a predicted model, not a curated record
GUGUGAGCUCAUCUGUCACUGUAGAUCCCUUUUAAACUGUUUUGGGUUUUACUUUGUUAAGUUGUGUAGAAAACAACAUGCUGUCUUUGAACAAUUUAUUAUGCUCUCAUGGUGCUUUCCCGCCAUAGAGAUCAAGAAAAACCCGCUAAAAUAAGUACAACAAAACCCUCCCUACUUCUGGUCUUCCGUGCGGUCCUUCAAAAUAAAAGUCUGCUUCAGAGUAAAACAUACCGUAGCUAGGGAUGAACGAUUAACGGUUUAAAGGUAAAGCAUGGUAGAAUUCCUGACAGUUCAAAACUUAACUAUCAUUAAAACCAUGAUAACUGUGUGAUAUGACACUUUCACAGUAAAUUUGACCCUCCCAGGCACAGGUGUAGUGUGAGUUAAUGUUAAUGCAUAGCUGAUAUGGUUUUCUUAUCAUUAGGUAUUGGCUAUAUUAAUAUUAUAUUGUUUUGCAAACCAAAAGUGCACAUUGCUGCUAACUUAGUUUGUGAUUGAUGGUUGACAGUUUUUUUCUUUUCUCCCUGCAGCUCCUUUAUAGUCAACCCCCAUCACACCUUAUUGUCGUCAUUUUGAAAACCCAAAGGCACUUUUAAGAGCCAAGUCCAUCUAUCUAUCUAUCUAUCUAUCUAUCUAUCUAUCUAUCUAUCUAUCUAUCUAUCUAUCUAUCUAUCUAUCCAUCUAUCUAUCUAUCUAUCUAUCUAUCUAUCUAUCUAUCUUUCUAUCUAUCUAUCUAUCUAUCUAUCUAUCUAUCUAUCUGUCUGUCUGUCUGUCUGUCUGUCUGUCUGUCUGUCUGUCUGUCUGUCUGUCUGUCUGUCUGUCUGUCUGUCUAUCUAUCUGUCAGUCUGCCUGUCUGUCUGUCAGUCUGCCUGUCUGUUUGCCUGUCUGCCUUUCUGUCUGUCAGUCAUUUAUCAUGCCUGGGGGGUCGAUCCAAAAGAAGUGCCCCUUUUGUGAGUCCAUUUUAUUUUGUGCCCAAAACAAAUGCUCAUAUUGUAAAAUGGAGCAGCCUGCCGAGCAGCGACUGAAGAAAAGACUGAAAAAGUUUGACCAGAAGCGAGAGGAAUGGGUGGUUGGCCUUAAAAAGAACCACAACCUGGCAUCCAUUAAGGAUGAAGCUAUAGUCCUGCUUGAGAAACUCCAUGCCAUGGGCUACAAGCCGGUUCUCCUUCUUGGCAAGGAGACAAAGACGGGAGCAACAAAUUGUGAAGUUUUAACGCCUCGUUGCGAACUCACUCUUCAGGCCCAGAACUCACUCCAGAAGAUGGGCUCAUUUUAUGAGUCUAUUUGUGAAGGUUGGAGUCAGGAAAUUCCUGCAGCUGAUGAUCAGGUGAUCACACUAACCCUCACACCGUGUGACCCCUUGGAGGUCAAAAGCCAGGAGCAGGCAAGCAGCACAGAGGGAAAAGCCUACAGCUCUGACCUGAUCAGGGCUCAUGCAGAGCGAGCCCUAAACCUAAGCCCUGUGCAGACUGCUGAGGAGGUGGAGAACCCCAAAGACUUGCAGACUGCUGAGGAGGUGGAGAACCCCAAAGACUUGCAGACUGCUGAGGAGGUGGAGAACCCCAAAGACUUGCAGACUGCUGAGGUGCAGAGCAGAGGGUCAGACACGGGCACAGAGCUUAAUCCAAGACGAAAAAAGAAAACAGUCAGAGGCACCAAAGCAUCUGCCUGUGAGGAAAAAGACACAGAUAAGUAA